CGACCCCGACCCGCUGCUACCUCGCAACUCUUGGACCACAGGCUUGCUCUCCUUCACUUACAUUCGCACAAGUAGGAGUGAUGUGGCAGGAUUGGUACGGCUAGAAAGAAGCACAAUGGCUUCCAAUAUAAAACGUAAGGCUAGCAAAUUCUUCUAUGAUGUGAAAAGAGAAGUGUACAAUGAAGAAACUUUUCAAAGGGAGCAUAGAAGGAAAGGAACUUCUUCAGGAAAUGUAGAUAUCAAUAUCACCACAAUUAAACACAGAGUGCAAUGCCGGUGCUCAUGGAAAAGAUUUAAAAAAGUCAUGUUUGGCGUCUUUCCCUUCCUAGAAUGGAUGUGUGUGUACCGAUUCAAGGACUGGCUUCUUGGAGAUUUGCUUGCUGGUUUAAAUGUUGGCCUUGUACAAGUUCCCCAAGGUUUGAUACUUGGUGUACUAAUAAGGAUGCUGAUCCCACCCCUCAAUAUUUCCUAUUCUUCUUUCUGUUGCUCAAUGAUCUAUAUCAUUUUUGGAACGUCUCAUCAUGUGUCUGUUGGAAACUUCUUCCUUGUGAGUGCAUUGAUGGCGAAUGUCCUUAAUAAAAUAAUGUUCAAUUCUGGUCACCUCCUGAUGGGAACUUUUGUCAGGGGUGACUUUGAAGAUCCAGCCUACUCCCUGGAUUAUGAGAAGGCCCUCAGUGUCAUGCAAGCUGUAACCUUUCUGACUGGGAUUAUCCAGCUACUGUUGGGAUUGCUAAGAUUGGAUUUUGUCACCAAGUACCUGCCUGACACCUUAAUUAAUGCCUACUUGGCAGCCACCGCUUUGCAUGUCAUGAUGUCUCAAAUGUGCUUCAUUUUUGGGAUUAUGAUUCGUUUCCACUGUGGUGUUAUCGCCUUCUUUUAUAAUCUAGUUAACUACUGUAUAGCUCUCCCAAGAGCCAAUUCCACCAGCAUCCUGUUGUUUCUGAUUUGUAUGGUGGCUUUGAGAGUCAACAAAUGUAUCAAGAUCUCUUUCAAACAAUAUCCCAUUGAAUUUCCCAUGGAAUUCUUACUGAUUGUCUCCUUCACUAUCAUUGCAAACAAGAUCCACAUGAACACUGAAACCAGCAAGCACAUUGUUGAUAUGAUUCCUUAUAGUUUCCUGUAUCCUGAAUCAGCUGAGUUUGGGCUCUUGCACUAUGUUAUUUGCCAUGCCCUUUCCCUGUCUGUGGUAAGCUACAUUCUGCUCAACUUUAUAGGCAAGAAGAUUGCUUCCUUGCAUAACUACAGAAUCAAUCCUAACCAGGAGUUGGUAGCCAUUGGCCUGUGCAAUCUUGUCAGCUCAUUUUUCAAAUCUUUUGUGUUUACUUCUGCUAUUGCCAGAACAGUCAUCCAAGAGAAAUCAGGUGGGAGACAACAGUUUGCAGCUCUGGUAGGUGCAGGUAUAACGUUGCUGGUGAUGCUGAAGAUGGGUCAUUAUUUCUACUUUCUGCCUAACGCUGUACUGGCUGGUAUCGUUCUAAGCAAUGUCUUGCCCUUCCUUUCAACCAUCAUGGACCUUCCUGAUCUGUGGAAGCAGAACCAGUAUGACUUUGUGAUUUGGAUAGUGACAUUUCUGUCGGUGAUCUGCUUGGGACUGGACGUUGGGCUGCUCAUUUCCGUAAUAUUCACCUUCUUCAUCACUACUGUCCAGUCACACAGGGCCAGCAUUCUUGUCCUGGGACAGAUCCCUAACACCAACAUUUACAGAAGCUUUACUGAGUACCGAGAGGCUGUGUACGUUCCAGGAGUGAAAAUUUUCCAGUUCUGCAGCGCCAUCACUUUUGUAAAUAUUGAGGAAAUCAAGCAACUGCUGUUAAAAGAGGUGGAUCUGAAAGCUGUGCCUCUUACUGAUGAAGACUUGAGAACCUUGUUCAGUGACAACAGGUCUGAAAUAGGUGAAGGCCUUCUUAAGUGUGCCUGCAACUGUGAUGAACCAGAGCCACCCCCCAGGAUUGCUUACAUGGAACACCUUGAGAACAGAUCUGAAAGUGACGUAUCCUCCAUUGAUAUGCUCCACUGCUCACGAUUUGAAAGUGCCUUCGUGAAUCGUAGUCUAUCUGAAGAUCAAAUAGCUUUAAGACACCUAAAUUCUAAAAAUGAAGAAGUAGAGAAAGUCUGUAUUCCCAGUUAUACCACAGUAAACAGUUCUGGAGUUCAAUUGUUAAUGGCUUCAUCAUCAACCAAUGAACAGGGUGAAGUUCUUCAUAGGUGCAAACUUGACCCUGGAAAGCAUAAUUCUGAUGUAUCUUUCAUAUCAGCUAUCCAUACUAUCAUCCUGGAUUUCACCAUGGUGAAUUUUGUGGAUACAAAGGCUACACAGGUAAUAAGACAGAUCUGCAAUGCAUUUUACAACAUUGAUGUAUUAGUUCUCCUCGCAGGAUGUCAUCCACUGAUUGUUGAGACUUUUGAGAACAGUGACUUCUUUGAUGCUGGCAUUACCAAGGCCCAGUUGUUCCUUACCGUUCAUGAUGCUGUUCUGUUUGCUCUUGGGAAGAAAUACUUAGAGACUCCCGAGGAUGAACCAGUAAUAAAGGAAACACUGCAUUUUCCACCCUAUUCUCCCUCUAGUCAAAUGUCAAGGUAUGACUCAGAAUCAAGAAAGGACCUACAGAUAACACCUUUCAAGGUAGUUUUUUACUUGAUUCUCCAGGAUUCUAUGAAGUCGAACCAUUCUGAACAGAGUGGAGAAAGCUUAAUAUCGCCAAAGAAAGAGAAAACCUUCAAACACAUCUAUCAGCCAGAUAUACAGCCGGAUAUUAAAGACCUGAAUGAAAGAGUGGAGCUAGAGACAGUGAUGGACCCGAACUUCGAGACCGAGCUGGAUCUGGGGCCAGAACUUGAGUUUGAUCUAGGGCCAGAAACUGAGACUGAGACUGAGAUUGAGAUUGAGAUGCACCAUGCUACAGGAACAGAAACAGAGAUGGAAACAGAGUCAGAAACAGAGCACAACACUUAUGAUCAGCCAUAUGAAGUGCCAUACCAAAGACCAUGCCAUUGGGAAAAUAGGGGCACCCAAAAAAGGGAAUGCCAUGAUAUCUGGGACCAGAACUGGAAAUACUCGAACAAAUCCUAACAUUCCACUAUGAUGUCCCAUGGGACAUUCUCCCCCACCCAAAUAGGAAUUGUUUAGUCAUGGGGGCCUUGAUCUGUUGAUUGAUAACUAAUCCAAUACUGACCGUGUAGCUCAUCCAUGUACUUACAUUAGACAUGGACCCAUGCUAAGGAUGGGGAUGGGACCCCCAGAUCACAUCAUUAACAUGCAAGACAUAGUACUGGAUCUCUAAUCAUUUGUCAAGCUGUAGUACCCAUAGCAGAUGUUUCCCUCUUUAUGGGUCCUUAAGCGUCACCAAAGUUCCUGGAGAUUCUGGCUGACCAUUGCUGAUAGCUCCUUUCCACUCUCCCUCCCACCAUCAGCCUCUACAUAUAAACACUGAGGUUCAAAUAAAAUACGCAGCUCUAGUUA
Messenger RNA from Vombatus ursinus (common wombat), 3460 nucleotides. It is a transcript of the gene SLC26A8, whose product is annotated as solute carrier family 26 member 8. Bases 116 to 3070 code for a protein of 984 amino acids. Gene Ontology annotation, molecular function: chloride transmembrane transporter activity; oxalate transmembrane transporter activity; sulfate transmembrane transporter activity. The record is from RefSeq and is a predicted model, not a curated record. Gene Ontology annotation, biological process: transmembrane transport. Gene Ontology annotation, cellular component: membrane. NCBI's taxonomy places the organism in Eukaryota, Metazoa, Chordata, Mammalia, Diprotodontia, Vombatidae. The transcript has 22 exons.